Molecule: messenger RNA, 1746 nt
Organism: Aplosporella prunicola CBS 121167
Lineage: Eukaryota; Fungi; Ascomycota; Dothideomycetes; Botryosphaeriales; Aplosporellaceae
Exons: 3
Coding region: 88-1662 (524 amino acids)
Biological process (GO): galactose metabolic process; carbohydrate phosphorylation
Cellular component (GO): cytoplasm; cytosol
Molecular function (GO): galactokinase activity; ATP binding
Source: RefSeq, a predicted model, not a curated record
CGUCCUCGUGCCUGCACAUCGUCAAUCGUGAAACAGUCGCUCGAAGAGUCGAAGCUCGUUAUUUCCAUCCAUUGCCCCACCUUCAUCAUGGCGGUUCCCACGGCGACCUCUCUCAAGGACAUAUACCCUGAGGAUGCGAUUGCGCACCAGCAGAAGCGCUGGGAGCACCUGCUCGCCUCGUUCAAAGAGAAAUACGGCAAGCCCGCCGACUUCGUGUCGCGGAGCCCUGGUCGCGUGAACAUCAUCGGCGAACACAUCGACUACUCGCUGUACGAAGUGCUCCCCAUGGCUGUAACGACCGACGUGCUCAUCGCCGUCGCCGUACGCCCCACCACCGAAGAACCACGCAUCCGGAUCGCGAACGUCAACCCCGAGAAAUUCCCUACACGCGAGUUUGAAAUCCCGAAGCAGGGCGAGAUUCCGAUUGACGCGACGUCGCACGAGUGGACAAACUACUUUAAGUCCGGGCUACGCGGCGCGUCGAAGCUGUUGACACAGAAGCGCGGCGAUGGGAAAGACUUCGUCUCGGUGGGCAUGGACCUCUUGCUGGAUGGCACGGUGCCGGCUGGCGGUGGACUGUCCAGCAGUGCAGCAUUUGUGUGCGCUAGCGCUUUGGCUGUCAUGAAGGCAAAUGGCGAGGAGAGCGUGGACAAGAAGGAGCUUGUGGAGCUCGCUGUCGUCUCUGAGCGUGCUGUGGGUGUGAACUCCGGCGGCAUGGACCAGUCUGCCUCUGUCUUCUCUGACCGCGGAAGUGCACUCUACGUCUCCUUCAAGCCCACACUUUCUGCCAAGCCUAUUUCAUUCCCUCACACUGACCCUGAACUCACCUUUGUCAUCGCUCAGUCGUUCGUAGCAGCAGACAAGCACGUCACGGCGCCCGUCUGCUACAAUCUGCGUGUAGUGGAGUGCUCAGUGGCGGCCGUUUACCUCGCCAAGGUCUUCAACCUGAAGAAGCCUCUCCCGGAGGACUCUUCUCCUCUAAAAGUCAGUCUGCGUGGCUUCCACGAUGCCUUUUGUGAGGAACGCGAAGGCAAGACGGAAAACAGCAAAACCUCGCUUGAAGAAUUCCAAGCGCAGCUGCAACGGCUUGUCCAGCUCACCGAAGACUACCUCAUUCAAGAAGAAGGCUACACACGCGAAGAGAUUUGCGACCUGCUCGGCAUCAGUAUCGAUGAGUUCAACCAGCGCUUCACGUCGCAAUUCCCGGUACGGGCGGAGCGGUUCAAGCUGCGCCAGCGUGCCCUGCACGUUUUCAAUGAAGCGAUCCGUGUCGGGAAGUUCCUGACGCUGCUGACCUCUCCGCCUGCCGAGUCUGGCCCUACCACGCAGCUGCUGCAAGACCUGGGCGAGCUCAUGAACGCGACCCAGACGUCCUGCCGCGACGUAUAUGAGUGCAGCUGCCCGGAGCUGGACGAGCUGUGCGGGCUCGCGCUCGGCGCGGGAGCGCUAGGCAGCCGCCUUACGGGUGCCGGGUGGGGCGGAUGCAGCGUCCAUCUUGUGCCGAAGGAUAAGGUGGACGCGGUGAAGCAAGCUUGGGUGGACGGUUACUACAAGAAGAAGUGGCCAGAGAUUACGCAGGAGAGGCUGGAAGAGGCGAUUGUGGUGUCGAAGCCUGGGUCCGGAAGCUCGGUUUUUAAGGUCGUGGGGGAUAAGGUCGUUUGAAUGCCGGAGGUGAUGAUUGAUUGCUGCCUGGAACGGUGAGGCAUUUUGGUAUAAUGGUGGAUCUCUGCGUAGCCAGAUAGACGG